Stegodyphus dumicola is the source of this 1427-nucleotide messenger RNA. RefSeq names its product palladin-like. Gene Ontology annotation, molecular function: protein binding. Lineage: Eukaryota; Metazoa; Arthropoda; Arachnida; Araneae; Eresidae. The record is from RefSeq and is a predicted model, not a curated record.
UGAAAAAAAUAACCAACCCAAUUAUUCAAUUUUUUUCGAAUGUCCGAAUCGAUAUAUCUCAAUCCUUGUUAAUCCCAGUUAACCUGAAUAUUAAGUCCCAGUUACUCUGAAUAAAUUCCUCUGUGUUUUCAUUUGCACUCCACUUGAAAAGAAACCAUUAAAAGUUUCUUGCUUGUUCCUCAGAAGCAAUACUUGUUUAAGAAGUUCGGAGAGAAUCAGACAUGUUUGGGAAGUUAGUCUUCGUUUGCUUCCUGAAUUAUAUCUUGGCAGCUCAAGGUGUUCCAAAAUUCGAGAAAGGCUAUGAAGUAUAUUCAGCUUCAGAAGGUGAACGCUUAGAUGUGUUGUGCCUUGCUGAUGGCGAUCCACCUCUAGACUACAUUUGGUACGAUAAGAAUACGUACGAAAUAUUGUCUGAUCCACAUCAAAGAAUUUUCACAACUUACACUACGAACGCAUCGUUUCUAGUCUUCAAAACGACGAUUCGAAAUGAUUCCGGUGAAUACACAUGUUCAGCUAAGAAUACACAUGGCUUAAGUAGCAAGGUCUUCGAAAUUAUCAUCUUGCCGAAUUCUGGAAACAACGAAACAGACAAUGUUACUGAUACCGUUUUUAACGUUGAAGUAAAAAAAGUGACAGAAAGCUCUGUCAGAUUCAAAGUCAGCGUCCCCAGCAAUGCUUCGUUUAUUCAAGUGAAAUAUGCGGAAAAACUCAAUUCUAGUAUUGUGCGCACUACAUGGAAAAAAGGUGAUGUUUACGAAAUAAGAGGCUUAGUACCCAGUGGACAUUACUCUUUCGAAUUCAAUGCUAGUGGAAAGAUAAUCAAACUCAGUAAAGUCAUUCUCUUGCCGGAUAAACCCGAAGUGAUAUUCCGUACCAUACACGAUGGCACUGUGCGAAUCGAAUGGAAUCGGAAAUUCGGAGACUUUCAUCGAGGAACCAUCGACUUUCAUUCUUUGUCUUAUACUUAUGUUCAGAGGGAUGGUAGAGAUGGUUGGAAAAAAGGAGAAUGCCCUGCAACAAUUGAAAUACCCACUUGCACUACACCUCGUUUUACCAUUUCAGAUCUAUCAAAAAAUAUAUAUUAUGAAAUUCGACUGAGGGCUCACACAUCAUCUGGUUAUGGAAAGUCUUAUCGACAGAAAGUUUUCUUCGUUUGAUAUGGAGCAAAAUUACUUAAUAAUGUAACAGAGUCUGUGCCAAGUAUGCAGAAAAGUUUGGCAUAUGAUUGUUUUGUACAGGAAUACAUUUUCUUUUUACUGCAGUAUUCUUUCAGAGAGAAAAAUUUCUCAUCCUUUUAAAUACAAUAAAUACUGCUAUAAUAUAUGAUAUGUAAAUCCUUUCCUCAUCUCAAAACUGAGAGAUACAGUUUCCCAAAAUUUCCACCCCUAUGCUUGCCAAGCAAUUCUUAAUAAAUUUAUAUUUUUUUA